Molecule: messenger RNA, 3052 nt
Organism: Ziziphus jujuba (common jujube)
Lineage: Eukaryota; Viridiplantae; Streptophyta; Magnoliopsida; Rosales; Rhamnaceae
Exons: 5
Coding region: 676-2739 (687 amino acids)
Cellular component (GO): cytoplasm
Molecular function (GO): protein kinase binding
Source: RefSeq, a predicted model, not a curated record
AGCGUUUAGGGUUGGUGUUAAAGCUGUGUUGCACGCCGUAUAUUCAAAAUUAAAUAAUUCAUAUAAUUUAAAAUCAAAGGUAGUAUUGUUAUGUUGUCUGCAGGAAAUAGAGGCUUUUUCAUAUCCUUGUGGAAAGAGUCCGCCAUUUACAAUCUGGCUAAGGAGAGGUCAGAACCCAGAUCCCAUCCCUGUUUCAUUCGUUUAUUUUCUUAGUUGGGUUUCUGUUUUUUGAAAACAAAAAUCAUGUUUUCUGUUUUGGAUUCUUCAUUAUCAGUUUUUCUGGCCAGCUUUUUUUAUGCAUGAUUUAGUUUUGGUUCUCCUAAUUGGUGAAGAUUUUCUUUCACUCUGGCCGCAUCAACAAAAUCAUAUCUUUCUCGCACCUCUAAAAGGGUGUGGGGUGACAGAGAAAGAGUGAUUUUGCUGUGUGUUUUAAGAAGAUCAAGAUCAUCACAUGUUUGGAGAUUGUGCCGUGUUUCAGAGGGUUUAUCACUUGAUUAUGGCUAAGGCCAGUUCGGGUUAAGUUUUUGGAAGCUUGAUGGUAGCUUGUCAUUGUAUUUAGAAAUAUUAGGUCUUCCUUUCUAAGGUUAUAGACACGAAUGAGCAGAUUACUUUGUUGUUAUUUUUUAUUUAUGCAAGAGAAAAAGUAGACCAUGUGGAUGUAGCUUUGCUUCCACAAUGGUUAGGUUUUCGUGUUUCAACGGUCACAUCCAUUCCCACAAAGCUAGGAAAACUGUUCAAUCUUCCACUGAAGCAAUGCAUAAAAGUUUGGAAGAUUGUUCUCAGAACCCAUUGAAGGAUUCUUAUAACCAAGAAAACCCCUUAUUGUCGAAGGUGCAAGGAGAUGCCCAAGUUAAUAACAGCAAGCAUGUUUCUUCUAUUGAGCGUGGUUGGAAAUCAGAGGACAUAAAGAGCAAAUUUAUCAUUGAUGGUGAGUCGAAGGUUGAUAAGGUAGGGCGCCUUAAGAAAAGCCAGUCUUUGGGUAGUGGAUUGUUUCAGGAGGGGAGGUUUUCUGCAGACAAUGACACUGAAGAUGAGACAGAUCAAGGAUUAUCUUGUGAUGAUUCCCCAAAUCAUAAUGGAUUUGUGUCAAAAGAUGGAAACAAAGAUCAAGAAGUAAUCCCAUCAGAUCCAUAUCAGAAAGCUCCUAUCUUGGACUCUUUUCAAGGAAGUUCUGAAAUUGUGCACAAUGAAUCCAUUUUCUCCAUUGGGGAUCCACUGCAUUCAGAAAAAGGCCUAGAGAAUUGUGAGAUUCCAUUAUCUAGCGAAUGUGCUGGUGAGUGUGGUGACCACAGUCCUCGAACCACACCUGUGAUUGUUAAAUCAUGUUCUGUACCCAACCUUGGCACCUCUACACCAGUUUCUGGACAUUUAUUGCAUUUAGCUCCUCGUUCAAGAUCUUGUGAGGAUCUGCAUGUUUUGGACUCUAGGCACAAAGCAGUUUCAAUUCAUGAGGUCGAAAAUCAGUUCAAGCGGGAACAAGUCAUAGAUGACAAUGUUGUUAAAGCUGAGAAAAAUUAUUUUGAAAAUUCUGUUGAUGAUGGUUAUGAUUCAUGUAAUUAUUCUGGUUUGGCAAAGGACUGGAUAAUGCCAGUUCUAGAAGAGGAAGAGACGGGGAAAAACCUCCAACGAGAAUCCUCAAAUGACCAUUGGGCUGAAUUGCGAAAUAAAGAUUUUAAGAUUAAGCGUAUUGAAGAGUGGGUUAAUGAACUUCAGUAUUGCAGCCCGUUGGAGGAAACAAAUGAAUCACCCCAAUCUAGUGUUCAAUUUAAGAGAGAUUCAAAUGGUUUGGCUGCAGGAAAGAUGGAAGAUAAGAUCAUUCCUGGCAUGGAAGCGGCAAAAAGAUAUAUAUCUUCUUUGAAUGCAGUUGCUACUACAGCUCAGCUGGCAAAUCUUGGAUUGGUUGUAAUCCCAUUUCUUAGUGCAUUUGUAGGUCUGAAGGUGCUGAAUCUAUCAGGAAAUGCCAUAGUGAGAAUAAGUGCCGGUGCUCUUCCUCGCGGACUUCAUAUGUUGAAUCUUUCGAAAAACAAUAUUUCCACUAUUGAGGGUUUGCGUGAACUCACAAGGCUUCGCAUACUGGACUUAAGUUACAACAGAAUUUUCAGAAUUGGACAUGGUCUAGCUUAUUGUUCAUCGUUGAAGGAGUUGUACUUGGCUGGAAACAAGAUCAGUGAGGUAGAGGGUCUUCACCGCCUCUUAAAAUUGACUGUGUUGGAUCUGCGCUUUAACAAAAUCUCAACUGCUAAAUGUCUUGGCCAACUUGCUGCUAACUACAAUUCUUUGCAAGCCAUAAGCUUGGAAGGGAAUCCAGCGCAAAAGAACGUUGGAGAUGACCAGUUGAAGAAAUAUCUUCAAGGCCUUCUUCCUCAUUUGGCUUAUGUCAACAGGCAACCUAUGAAAGCCAGCACUUUGAAGGAUGCUGCAGAUAGAUCAGUUCGGUUAGGCAGCAGUUCCUAUCAGUUUGAUCGUAGCCUUAGACCAGAUCAUAAGGCUACAAGGAAGGCUAGCCACUCUACUCAGAGGCCAUCUUCUUCAUCAGGCCAUGGUCGUGGAAGUCAAGCAGUACAGUCACCAAAACGGAUUAGGGCCAGGCAUGGACGUCUGCCUCCUUCAAGUGGAACUAAAGCAACGGCCUACAAUCGUAGUCAAUAUUAUGACUUUACCAGCAAAAUUCUCAACUUCAGACCAGAAGAUCUCUCCAUGCGCAGGAGCCGAAGUGAGGGAACUUUGGGAGCUUUUUGAGGUCGUUUUCAUGUUUUCGAGCACAGUUUGGUAUGGAUUAUAUCAUGUGGGUUUCCUGAUUUGGUAUGGAUUAUGUCAUGUGGGUUUCCCAAUUUUCUUUCAUUGUUAAUGGCCAUUUGAUUUGUGCCUCCACAAACCGAGUUUAUUGUUCUUUGUGCUUUGAAUUAGACUUGUAAGCAUUUCAGAUUAUUUCUUUGUAGUUUGUCUUCCUGUUAUAAGCUACAAACUUGUGCUUGCAAAAGAAUAAGAGACAGGGGAGUGGAAUUAUAACUAUAAUAUAUGCUCUGAUGGGCAAACCAUAUAUUUUUUUGAC